Homarus americanus (American lobster) is the source of this 855-nucleotide messenger RNA. RefSeq names its product kelch-like protein 1. Bases 457 to 840 code for a protein of 127 amino acids. The record is from RefSeq and is a predicted model, not a curated record. Gene Ontology annotation, molecular function: protein binding. The transcript has 3 exons. Lineage: Eukaryota; Metazoa; Arthropoda; Malacostraca; Decapoda; Nephropidae.
CAGUGUGUAGGUGAACGGCUGCUGUCCAAGGUUAACCACCCUCCCUCCUCCUCAUCAUGCUCUUCCUGAAAGUUGCCAUGAUUUUCAGGUUCUUGGAUAUUUUAUUUACUAAGAGACAUACGUGAUUCACAUUUAAUAGCCCGAAUAUAUAGAAGAUGUAGGUGUUAUCCCAUGGCGUUUGUGGAGAAAACGUACAAGUGUCAAAAGAGGUUUGUGUGGCAGCAGGGAAAGGGAGGUGUACAUUGUGGUGUGCUGUGCUCGUUGUUGGUGCUGUUGAAGGUCGUGGUGCUGCUGUCACAUUUACCAACACUUCCGCUUGAAGCUUCAGGUCCUGUGUGGACAGCACGAGAGGUGGAGGGAGAGGCUGGUGGUGCUGAGCUGGGAUAUAAACUUCUGCACUCUAGUUGAUGGUACUAUGUCAGUACGCCUUCACCGUGUUUAGGCGUAACCUGCAGGAUGAAGGAAGCUGAACGUUCUCCUUCUCCGGGUGUGGGCACGGGCCGUGCAGGACCCAGAGGGUCGGUGGCAUCACUGAGCUCACUAGGUGGCAGUGUGCAUGAUGAACUGUUUCGCUCUCCACGACAUGCAGAGGCAGCUUUGCGUCGUAUGGAAGCAUACUAUGCCCGGGGCCAGCUCUGUGAUGUUACAUUGGUGGCAGGAAGUCGCCGCAUUAGAGCUCACCGACUGGUGCUGAGUGCGGCGAGUGAUUACUUUGCUGUCAUGUUCACAUCUCCUGUACUUGAGGCCACCCAGGAGGAAGUAGCCAUGAGAGAUAUGGACUCAGAUGCUCUCCUCACCCUGGUCAACUACUGCUACACAGGUAAGUCUCUCUCACUUUGAUCUGCUAGUUGGUUC